AUGGCCCUGCGCGAGGCGCCCUCCGACUUCGACGUGCUGUACUUGGGCUGGGCAGGUUGGCGGGGCGGCAACUUCUACGAGCUCGAGAAGGUGGACUCUGGCAAGGCCAUCCGCCAAGCACAGUACGUCUACACGACAGUGGCCUAUGUGAUCUCUCCGAAAGCUGCCAGGCGGCUCCUCUCCAUUGCCACGCCGAUUGACCAGCCUGUGGAUAACUUCAUGGCCUGGGAGGCCAGCCAAGGCAACCUGAAGUCUUUUGUGAUCCUGGACGAGGGCGACAGUGACGACCUGUGGGCAGGCGGCAUCGUCGACCAGUUCGACUUCGUGGGAGACUCGGACGUCAAGAAGUCGGACGGCGCCAGGGCAGUGGUCUUCACCCCCGAGAAGCCGGGAGAGCUGGCGGUCACGCCGGAGAAGCUGGCAGCGGAUCCCAAGAUGUCUCCGCCGAAGGUGAACGUCCCAGCCAAGGGAGGUGCCCCGGCUGGCACCUCGGCGGAGGGGAGUGGCCCCGCGUCGUUGUUGGGCAAGCUCUCCGAGACGGGCAGCUUCCUGAGGAAGAUCUUCCAGGCCCACGUGGGCUAG
Molecule: messenger RNA, 582 nt
Organism: Prorocentrum cordatum
Lineage: Eukaryota; Dinophyceae; Prorocentrales; Prorocentraceae
Source: the annotation of a GenBank genome assembly